GGAGCAUCUCCGCAGCCGCAGCGCGCAAGCUGCUGCCUCCCCUCCGGCCGGGCACCGAGCUGGGCGCCGCCGAGGCAGCGAGCCGAGCCCAAGGCGGAGCGGGGCAGGAGUCUUAGCAAGGAGCAAUGACUGAGAAGGCCAUAGAGGCUGAACUCGUGUCUGACCCUUAGCACUGUUCCCUCGAAGACUGGACUCAGGCACACUGGCAGAUCAUGAGUGUUGGAGAAACAUUUCCUGUUGCCUGUGCUGAACCUGCUCAAAGGUCUCAGAGAUGGGCUCCACAUAACACGUCAGUUCUGAAGAACCAAAGACUGUAGGAUCAGUAGUGUACAAUGGAGAAGACUUCAGGAGAAAUACCAGUCUUGAGGCUACCAUCUUGUGGCUUAUUGUACUGCAGACAUGCACUCCCAACCCAGAGUGUGCUGCCUUAGGAGAGGAAAUACUUGUCAGACAUUACUAGAUCCAUUUAUUUUCUUACAUCUUUUUUACUUUUGCGUCCUGUAAUCCACUUGUGAAAAGAGGAAUGAUGACUUUUUAUAGUUGCUGUUUGAUUCUCUUGGCGUUUACCUGGAACACCUCUGCCUACGGACCAAACCAAAGGGCGCAGAAGAAGGGAGACAUUAUUCUUGGGGGACUGUUCCCCAUUCAUUUUGGAGUGGCUGCCAAAGACCAGGAUUUAAAAUCUAGGCCAGAAUCAGUGGAGUGUAUAAGGUAUAAUUUCCGAGGUUUCCGGUGGUUGCAGGCUAUGAUCUUUGCCAUAGAGGAAAUAAACAGUAGCCCGACUCUCCUUCCCAACAUGACCUUGGGAUACAGGAUAUUUGAUACCUGCAACACUGUCUCCAAAGCCCUGGAGGCCACACUGAGUUUUGUGGCCCAGAACAAGAUAGACUCCCUGAACCUGGAUGAGUUCUGCAACUGCUCAGACCACAUCCCUUCUACCAUUGCAGUAGUGGGGGCAACCGGCUCUGGGAUCUCCACCGCAGUGGCCAAUCUGCUGGGACUCUUUUACAUACCUCAGGUCAGUUAUGCCUCAUCCAGCCGACUUUUGAGCAACAAAAACCAAUUCAAGUCUUUCCUCCGCACAAUCCCCAAUGAUGAGCACCAGGCCACUGCCAUGGCAGAUAUAAUUGAGUACUUCCGGUGGAACUGGGUGGGAACAAUUGCAGCUGAUGAUGACUAUGGUCGGCCAGGGAUUGAGAAGUUCCGGGAGGAGGCAGAGGAAAGGGACAUCUGCAUUGAUUUCAGUGAGCUCAUAUCGCAGUACUCAGUGGAGGAGGAGAUCCAGCAAGUGGUGGAGGUCAUCCAGAACUCCACUGCUAAAGUGAUUGUUGUCUUCUCCAGUGGACCGGACCUGGAACCCCUCAUCAAGGAGAUAGUCAGGCGUAACAUAACUGGCAAGAUCUGGCUGGCAAGUGAGGCUUGGGCCAGCUCUUCCCUGAUAGCCAUGCCAGAGUUCUUCCAUGUCAUUGGAGGUACCAUUGGGUUUGCAUUGAAGGCAGGGCAGAUCCCGGGCUUUCGUGAGUUUCUACAGAAAGUGCAUCCCAAGAAAUCUACCAACAAUGGCUUUGCCAAGGAGUUUUGGGAGGAGACUUUUAACUGCUACCUCCCAGAAGGGUCCAAGAAUCACCCAGCUUCAGCCUCUUUCCACAAGGGCCACGAAGAAGGAAGUGGAGUUGGAAAUAGCACAGCUGCCUUCCGACCCCCAUGCACAGGGGAGGAGAACAUCACCAAUGUAGAGACGCCAUACAUGGACUUUACACACCUGAGGAUAUCUUAUAAUGUGUACUUGGCAGUGUACUCCAUUGCUCAUGCUUUGCAGGAUAUAUACACAUGUACCCCUGGAAAAGGCCUCUUCACCAAUGGAUCAUGUGCAGACAUUAAGAAGGUUGAGGCAUGGCAGGUAAGCAGCCCACUGUCCUGUUGCCCUGCCUGGCCCUUGCUGAAUGUUCUUUUGAUUCUUCUGAGUACUGAAUCACCAACAAGGAUCUUCUGUCUGUCUGAUGUACUGAAGCAUCUGCGUCAUUUAAAUUUCACCAGUAACAUGGGGGAGCAAGUGGAUUUUGACGAGUCUGGGGACCUGAUAGGGAAUUACUCGAUAAUCAAUUGGCACCUGUCACCAGAAGAUGGCUCUAUCAUGUUUGAGGAGGUCGGACACUACAAUGUUUAUGCCAAGAAGGGAGAGAGGCUCUUUAUCAAUGAAAACAAAAUCCUGUGGAGUGGAUUCUCCAGGGAGGUGCCAGUCUCUAACUGCAGCACGGAUUGCCUCCCAGGUACCAGAAAAGGUAUCAUUGAGGGAGAGCCCACCUGUUGCUUUCAAUGCGUGAACUGCUCUGACGGGGAAUACAGUGAUGAAACAGAUGCGAGUGUUUGUAAGAAGUGCACUGAAGAUUUCUGGUCCAACGAAAACCACACAUCCUGCAUCCCCAAGCAGAUAGAGUUUCUGUCCUGGACAGAGCCCUUUGGAAUAGCUCUUACUCUCUUUGCUGUGCUGGGAAUUUUCCUGACCUCUUUUGUUCUGGGGGUCUUCACCAAAUUCCGCAAUACACCCAUUGUCAAGGCCACAAACCGGGAGUUGUCCUACCUCCUCCUGUUCUCCCUGCUCUGCUGUUUCUCCAGCUCACUAUUCUUCAUUGGCCAGCCUCAGGAUUGGACUUGCCGUUUGCGGCAGCCAGCCUUUGGUAUCAGCUUUGUCAUCUGCAUCUCCUGCAUCCUGGUAAAGACCAAUCGCGUCCUGCUGGUUUUUGAAGCCAAGAUCCCUACAAGCCUCCAUCGCAAAUGGUGGGGCCUCAACCUGCAGUUCCUUCUGGUCUUCUUGUGUACUUUUGUGCAAAUCAUCAUCUGUGUGAUCUGGCUCUACACAGCUCCCCCUUCCAGCUACCGGAACCAUGAGUUGGAGGAUGAGAUCAUCUUCCUCACCUGCCAUGAGGGCUCCCUGAUGGCUCUGGGCUUCCUGAUUGGUUACACCUGCCUCCUGGCUGCCAUCUGCUUCUUCUUCGCUUUCAAAUCUCGGAAGCUGCCAGAGAACUUCAAUGAGGCCAAGUUCAUCACCUUCAGCAUGCUGAUCUUCUUCAUUGUUUGGAUCUCCUUCAUACCUGCCUAUGCCAGUACCUAUGGCAAGUUUGUCUCAGCUGUGGAGGUGAUUGCCAUCCUGGCUGCCAGCUUUGGGCAGUUGGCUUGCAUCUUCUUCAACAAAGUCUACAUCAUCCUCUUUAAGCCUUCCCGCAACACCAUUGAGGAAGUGCGCUGCAGUACAGCUGCACAUGCCUUCAAAGUAGCAGCCAGAGCCACACUGAGACGUAGCAACGUGUCACGCAAGAGGUCUAACAGUUUAGGUGGUUCCACAGGCUCUACCCCAUCAUCCUCCACGAGUAGCAAGAGCAACCAUGAAGACCCCUGUCCUCUGCCUACCUCCACGGAGCGACAGCAGCAGAAGCGUGGAUGCAAGCAAAAAGUCAGCUUUGGCAGUGGGACUGUCACCCUGUCAUUGAGCUUUGAGGAGCCCCAGAAGAACUCUGUGGCCAACAAGAAUGCCAAACACAGGAACUCCCUAGAUGUCCAAAACAGUGAUGACAGCCUGAUGCGGCACAAGGCCCUGCUUCCCCUACAGAACAGCGAACCCCUAGGUGUAGAGCCUGGUUUCCAGGCACCUUCAAGACAAGAGUCAAGCUUACAGGAGUCAGGAGUGGGAGAAACCAAACAAGAGGUGCAAAGCCCAGAAGAGCUUCCUCUGCCGUCAGCAAAUUCCCAGAAUUUUAUAGGUAGUGGAGGUGGGUCCAUCAUAGAGAACACAAUACAUUUUUAACAAACAAAAAUGAUAAAAUCCACCACAGUUCCCCAGAGAAACCAGCUCACCUGCUUUCUUCUUUGGGAAAGACACCAAAGACACAUCUGAGAUGUAGCCACCACACCUUACUGUUAGUACAAGCAAAGACCCUCACCUCCAAAGGACACACAGAAGGACAGACUAUCAGAAGGCUACGUCUAGGGACCCAUUGUGUUUGUUUUAAAGAAAUCUGGAUCAGGACAUCUUGAAAGGACAAGUGAAAAUUUUCUCCAGCUGGGUUUUAGUAAAACUGUGCCUACUGCCUUGCCAUUGUCAAUCUUGCCUGCUAGACUGCAGCUCAGCUGGCUAUAGGCAUUUAGGCAAUUUCAUUUUACUCUGCUUUUACACUGAUGUAUAAUACCCCUCUUCCCCAUUGUGUAUAAUAGUCCCUCUGUAUCCUACAUGUGAGAUCUCUGACCAUGUUAGACCAAGGAAAGGACUCAGCUUUACUAAAAUGGGACUUCCAGUUUGACUUGGGGAAAGGGGUCCUUUAAAAAUAAAACAAAUAAAUAUAUAAA
Messenger RNA from Mauremys reevesii (Reeves's turtle), 4341 nucleotides. It is a transcript of the gene CASR, whose product is annotated as calcium sensing receptor. The transcript is spliced from 9 exons. Gene Ontology annotation, molecular function: calcium ion binding; G protein-coupled receptor activity. The coding region runs from base 524 to 3802 and encodes 1092 amino acids. Lineage: Eukaryota; Metazoa; Chordata; Testudines; Geoemydidae. Gene Ontology annotation, cellular component: membrane. Gene Ontology annotation, biological process: G protein-coupled receptor signaling pathway; intracellular calcium ion homeostasis; detection of calcium ion. The record is from RefSeq and is a predicted model, not a curated record.